AUGCGCUGCAUUCGUAUAUUAAAUCCUUCAAGUGCUGGAUCCAUUUAUAACACACGUCACGGUUAUCGAAUCAGGUUUUUGCGUGAUUUCAACAAGCAAGAGGAACCCAAACUUAGGACAAUUCCAACAAAAUGGAAGGGUCGCGUGCAGUGGUGGAAAGAACCUAUUUAUAUAGCGCCACACGUGAAUGUCCUACAGAAGGGAGUCGAUUUUACCUUCCAAGACGGUCGACCAGUCUAUGUAACAUCUCUGGAAGAAUUGAAAAGGAAAAAGGAACAAGUCGAGUUAGGAAAACGAAUUGUCAAACUUCUUGGUGAAGUGCAUGAGGCCGAAGAAAUGUACAAGCAACAAUUGGAAGCCGAAAAACAGGAAAAUGAAAGAAGGCUUGCAAUGGCACCACUGCCAAAAGGUACACUAGAAAUAUCGUAA
Molecule: messenger RNA, 429 nt
Organism: Brugia malayi
Lineage: Eukaryota; Metazoa; Nematoda; Chromadorea; Rhabditida; Onchocercidae
Product: RH01479p, putative
Exons: 4
Coding region: 1-429 (142 amino acids)
Biological process (GO): mitochondrial translation
Cellular component (GO): mitochondrial large ribosomal subunit
Molecular function (GO): structural constituent of ribosome
Source: RefSeq, a predicted model, not a curated record